Messenger RNA from Triticum turgidum subsp. durum (durum wheat), 4272 nucleotides. Lineage: Eukaryota; Viridiplantae; Streptophyta; Magnoliopsida; Poales; Poaceae. The record is from the annotation of a GenBank genome assembly.
AUGGCGGAGUUUGCGCUUGGGUUGACCAAGACGGCGGUAGCGGGGACGGUGAGCAAGGUGAAGUCGGCGAUCGAGGAGGAGGAAAAACUAAGGGCGGAUGUGGAGGAGGACCUGAAGUUCAUCACCGGGGAAUUCGAGAUGAUGCAGUCCUUUCUGAACUCUGCCCACACGGGGGAGCAUGCAUCCAAGAACCAGGUGGCGCGGACGUGGGUGAGGCAGCUCCGCGACCUGGCCUUCGAGGCUGAGGACUGCGUCGAGUUUGUGGUCCACCUCGACAAGGCGUCACGCUGGGACUGGGUGCAGCGCCUAAUCUCACCCCUGAUGUGCAGGGCAAGGCCACCGCUUCCCCUGGAUGAAGCGGUCGCGGAGAUAAAGCGGCUCAAGACAAGGGUAGAGUACGUAAGCCAGAGGUACACCCGCUACAACUUCGUGGGUACCAAUGGUGGCGGCGACGGCGACUCCUUGGGUCAGCAGCAUCAACUGCUUAUGCACCCCACGGCUCAUAGUACGGCGGCAACAGCGGCGGCCUUCCAUGACUUAAGGGAGGUGUGGAAAUCCAUGGGAAAGAUUGGUGAGCACAUCACGGAUGAUCUAAAAAGGUUGAUUGAUUGCCAAGGCAGCGAGCUCCAAGUGAUCUCUCUUUGGGGAAGUCCACAAGCUGAUGUUGUUGGGGAACAUGGGUGCAUGAGUAUUAUGAAGAAGGCGUAUGAUGACCCAGAGAUCUGCCAAGAAUUCAAGAAUCGUGCCUGGGUAAAGUUGAGUGUGCAUCAUCCUUUCAACCCGGUAGAGUUUCUGCACAACUUGCUGACUCAGUUUACUGCAUCUCACCAUCACCACCACCAUGAGGAUAUGUCCGAGCUCAUGCUCCAACUCAGCAAGCACAGGUAUCUCAUAUUCCUAGAGGAAGAGUUAUCCAGUGUCGCAGACUGGGAUGCCAUCAGAAAGUGCCUUCCGGAUGGCAAAAGGGGGAGCCGGAUUGUUGUCUCCACCAAGCACUUGAAAAUUGCACUUGUCUGCACGGGGGACCCCUACCAAGUUUCCCAGCUUAUACACUUGUCUCAUGACCGAGGUCUUUAUGCUUUUUUCCCAAAGGGCUGUGGGCAUCGCCAUGGCAUGGGCGAAUUCAUUUGGCAAUUAAGACGCCAGGGUGGAGUUAUUGCAUUGUUAGAACAGGAUUUGGAUUUGGGUGACAGAAGCAAGUUCAUGAGUCAACUGACCAACGACACCCUGAAUAAGUUGAGCGUACUCAAUGGAGUGAAAUUUGAAUACAGCUACCGGAAUAUCCGUACACAUGGAUUCGCUGGCCAGCAAAAUAUGAUGGUUGUUACCAUGGCCACAGAUAUACUUGUGCAGUCUUAUCCAAAAGAUGACCAAAACAAUGCAUUUGAACAGCUAAUGGGGAUGAAACAUGAGGAUGUAACAGAAAAGUGUCGCAAGUUUCUGACUGAAAAUGAUUACCUCCUCUUUAUUGAUGAGAUGGAGUCCCACGAAGAAUGGGACUUGAUAAACCGACAACUCUUAUGUGAGUCUACUAGAGCUUGUAUCAUUGUUCUUACAAAAGAUAACAGUGUGGCCACAUAUUGUGUAGAUCAUAAAGAAUAUCUGCUGCUCAACCUUAGAGAUCUGAUGAUCAAGGGUUGUGACCAUUGUGGAUAUUCAGAUGGAGGAGACAACAUAAAGAAAGAGGGUGAAUCUGAACUUGAUUUUGUUGGGCGUAGCGACGAGAAGGACUUUUUUUACGGCCGCACUCCUGAUGUGAAGUUGCUGUCUGUGUGGGGGAUUGCUGGUGUUGGGAAAUCAGCUAUCGUCUGGGAGAGUUUCCACGGCGAAGUGAUAACAGGCGGAUACUACAAAAUGCACAGCUGGGUGGAUGUGCCCCAUCCUUUCAACUUGACGGACUUAUGUCGGAGAUUGCUUCUGGAUUUUUCUCGGGAUAAUCUUGAGGCCCAAGAAACUGCAUUAAUUAGUAUGAUGGAAGGAAAAGACCCUAUUCCGGGUUGUUGUAAAAUUCUUCGUCAAAACGAUUGUCUGCUUGUCAUUGAUGGUCUGAGGUCGAAGCAUGACUGGGACUUGUUGAAAGCAGCCUUGUUUUCCCAGCCUGUUAUUGGUAGAACUAUUGUCAUUACACGUGAAGAAAGCGUCGCCACAUAUUGUACUAAUAAUAAAAAAGAUGAUAUUCUCAAUGUGAAAGGUCUAAAAGAUGAUGUGGCCCUUAAUCUCUUCAAAAAGAUUAAUCCGGGAGCUGAGGAACUGUGUCAAUCUUUCCCUGAGGAAGUUCAACCGAUUUUAAAGCAUAUCAUGUCCAAAUGUGGCGGGCUUCCAGAAGUAAUAGUUGCUGCAGGAAAAAUUGCUGGCCCAUACUCAGAGAGAAUUAGUUCCUUGGAGUUUUGCAAUGCUGAAUUGAUGGAAAUGUUGGAGAAGUCGUUAAGUUUUCCUAGUUUAAAGGGUCUUUUUUGUUGGAUGCAAUCCUAUUUUGAUGCCUGCUCAGAUGAACUCAAGCCAUGUAUCUUCUAUAUGUCAGUAUUCCCUGUGGACCAAAGCAUUAGACGGAGGCGUUUGCUCAGGCGGUGGAUUGCAGAGGGAUACUCCUCCGGUGGUGGUGGUACUGCAGAGGAGAAGGGAGAAAAGCUCUUCUCCGAACUCAUGAAGUUGAGCAUAUUAUACCCGGAUCAGCGGACAUCAUCAACGGCAAGAAGCUGGAUGGUCAAUGGUUUCUUCUGUGAAUACAUCAAGUCAAGGCCAAUGGAAGAUAAUCUUGUGUUUGCACUAGAGGGGAGUUGCAGCCCCAGCUCACGACUCACUGGACAACACCUCACCAUAAGCAGCUGUUGGGACAGGGAUGAGAUUGUCUUCAAGAGCAUGGACUUGUCACGACUACGGUCUUUGACAGUGUUUGGGAAGUGGGUGCCAUUCCUAGUCUCGGACAAGAUGAAGGUGCUUCGAGUGCUUGAUCUGGAGGGCACAAGUAGUACUUCAGAUGGUACUGCAAGUGUAACUGAUGAUGUUCUGGAGAAGAUCGUGAAGCAGUUUCCUCGCCUCAAGUUCAUGUCCCUGCGUGGAUGCAUGGAAGUCACUCGUCUCCCCGAUUCAUUGGGUGACAUGGGUCAGCUGGAGACUUUGGAUGCCAGGCACACCUCCAUAGUGGAGCUGCCACCUGCUGUCAUCACCAAGCUACACAAGCUGCAGUACAUUCGUGCUGGCACCACCGAAGCAAGACGACUACAGGUAGCGGCGGCAGCAGCAGCAACAACGCCUCCACCAACAACACAAGAAGACGUUCAUAGUGGCACAAGCCCCUUCCAACGGGCAUCAACUAGAAUUAUUGGAGCAUGGAACAGGACGGCACAUGCUUUGGUGGAAUCCAGCAGCAGCUGCAGCUGGUGGGAGUCCAAGAAGCAGCGCAGGCGCCGGGUUCGUGUUGCUGCAAAUGGCGACGGUAUUGAGGUUGUUUGUGCUGCCGCAGAGGGGAUUGGGAAGCUGACAGAGUUGCAUACACUCGGUGUUGUGAAUAUUGCAGGCGGGAAAGGUGGCCUCCUCCUCCUCAAGGAGCUCGGGAAUCUCACCCAGCUGCGCAAGCUCGGGUUAUCAGGCAUCAGCAGUAUAAACUGGAAGGAGUUGUGCAAUGCCAUCUCGGGUCACCUCCCUCAUCUCGAGUCCUUGUCACUGCAACUGCUGCUGGUGGAGGAGGACGAAAGCUAUAAGUUUGCUUGUUUCUUUGACAUCUCCAUGCCACCCAAGACCCUGAAGAGCCUUAAGGUGUUGUACACUACUGCUGUAUGUGCAGGCGCAUUUGGUGCAUGCAUCAAGCCAGCCUGGAUCAGUCAGCUUCCCAAUCUCAAAAAGUUGAACCAUGAGUCUACAGUGUCAAAUCAAGAGGAUAUAGAUUUGAUGUUGAGCAAUGGAUUUCCAGCUGGACUGCUAGAAAAGCGUCUUCGUAUCAAGCCGAUUCAACAGCGUCUCAGUUUCGCAAAGCAGACGCCUGGGGUAGUAUUCCUCGCCGAACUCAUGAUUGACUGCGGCAGCAGGAGAUCAAUGGUGACUUUUGGAGAAUCGCCCAACUUUUCUGUUCAAGUGGUCAGCAUCCACUGCUGCAACUCUUGUGAUGGAUGGUCGUGUUUGCAGAUUGUUGGGCUGCAGAAUAUAGGUGCGCUCAAACAAGUCUUGGUAACAGGCCCAUGCAGCGAAGAAUUCAAGGAAGACUUGCGCAGGCAACUUGUGGAGCGUGAAGACAAGCCUGAGCUGAAGCUGUUGCCUCAUAAUGGUGAUCAAUAG